Symbiodinium sp. CCMP2456 is the source of this 1983-nucleotide messenger RNA. The record is from the annotation of a GenBank genome assembly. NCBI's taxonomy places the organism in Eukaryota, Dinophyceae, Suessiales, Symbiodiniaceae.
AUGGCCUCCAAGAAGGCGGGAGCGGCUGCCGUGGCUUGCGCCGGCCUUGCCGGGCUGGGCUUCGUCGCCACGCCAGAUUCGGGAAAUCGACGCGUGCCGGCUGCAGAUGCCGCCAAGGCCUCUGCCAAGGUGGCAGCAUCUCCGGAAGCAGGCAGCGCCUUCACGGUGGGCGCGGCGGCAGCCACUGCCGCAGGUGCCGUGGCGGCGUCCACCCGACGCAAGACCCGAGCAAGCAGAGUCGCUGCCCGGGCCGAAGUGGGACCUGGCGAGAAGGUGGUGGGCAUUGACCUGGGCACCACCAACUCCGCAGUGGCGGCCAUGGAGGCCGGCGCCCCCACCAUCAUCCCCAACGCGGAGGGCGCACGCACCACGCCGAGCGUUGUGGCCUACUCCAAGAGCGGUGAGCUGCUGGUGGGGCAGAUCGCCAAGCGCCAGGCCGUUGUGAACCCAGAGAACACCUUCUACUCCGUGAAGCGCUUCGUCGGCCGCCAGCCGAACGAGGUGGGCGAAGAGCUGAAGGAGGUGUCCUACAAGGUGGAUUUUGAAGGCCAGAAGGUGAAGAUCGACUGCCCCGUCUUGAGCAAGAAGUUCGCGCCGGAGGAGGUCUCUGCGCAGGUGCUGCGCAAGCUUAGUGGUGAUGCCGGCACCUACUUGAGUGCCACCGUCCAGAAGGCAGUCGUGACCGUUCCCGCCUACUUCAACGACUCGCAGCGACAGGCCACGAAGGAUGCCGGUAAGAUUGCUGGUCUGGACGUGCUGAGAAUUGUGAACGAGCCGACUGCUGCCUCCUUGGCAUAUGGCUUGGAGAAGGCGAACAACGAGACGAUUUUGGUCUUCGACCUCGGGGGAGGAACCUUCGACGUGUCUGUGCUGGAGGUCGGCGACGGAGUCUGCGAGGUGCUCGCCACCAACGGCGACACCCACCUGGGCGGCGAUGACUUUGACAAGGUCAUCGUGGACUGGCUGGCGGAAGACUUCCAGAAGACCGAGGGCAUCGACCUCCUCAAGGACAGGCAGGCACUCCAGCGCCUGACCGAGGCUGCAGAGAAGGCCAAGAUUGAGCUCUCCGGUGUGCAGGAGGCCAAGAUUUCCCUGCCCUUCAUCACGGCCGAUUCCACCGGCCCCAAGCACAUCGAGCAGAGCUUGUCCCGUGCCAAGUUCGAGCAGCUCGCCAGCAAGCUCAUCGCUCGCUGCAGGACUCCAGUGGAGAAUGCUUUGAAGGAUUCCAAGAUGAGUGCCAGUGAGAUCAACGAGAUCGUGCUCGUGGGCGGCUCCACCCGAAUCCCUUCCAUCCAGACCCUGGCCUCAGAGCUUGUCGGCGGCAAGAAGCCCAACCAGAGCGUGAACCCGGACGAGGUCGUGGCUGUGGGUGCGGCAGUGCAGGCUGGUGUUCUGGCAGGUGAUGUGAAGGGCGAGCGGCAGUUCGCGAAGGACAACAAGAUUCUGGGAACCUUCCGCCUGGAUGGUGUGCCACCGGCACCCCGAGGCGUUCCCCAGAUCGAGGUGACCUUUGACAUCGAUGCCAACGGCAUCCUGAACGUCGGUGCGAAGGACCGUGGCACUGGCAAGGAGCAGACCAUCACCAUCGCUGGAUCCUCCACCCUGGACAAGACGGACGUCGACAAGAUGGUGCAGGAUGCCGAGGCCAACGCUGCGGAGGAUAACAAGCGCAAGGACGCCGUAGAGACCAAGAACAAUGCGGAGAGCCUGGUGUACCAGACCGAGAAGCAGCUGUCCGACCUGGGUGACAAGGUGCCCGCAGAUCUGAAGGCCAGCAUCGACCCCAAGCUGCAGGCCCUGAAGGACAAGGUCGCAGAGGCCGAGCCCGACACCGAGCUCCUCAAGACCAUGACCAAGGACCUCCAGGAGGAGCUGAUGAAGGUCGGCCAGGCGGCCUAUGCCAACACCGGCGCCGCAGCCGGGGCGCCCCCGCCCGGCGACGCCAAGGGCAAGGACGACGUCAUCGACGUGGACGGCCAGUAG